AAAAACACAUUGGCAACAAAUAUUUCAUCACACAUUUAAAUUAUCACAAAAAGUUUAGAAAAUUCACAAAAAUGGUUGAAGAACAGAGCCGAAGAAUCGAACAUGAAAUAACAAAAAUUGUCGACGACUUGGACAAAAGUUUUUUACGAAAAAUGCAAGUUGAGAUGCAUUUAUGUGCCGCCAAGUGUUGCGAAAAUCAAACUGCCAGUCUGGAUUCCGUUCAAUCGUGUGUCGAAAGAUGCUCCUUGCCGCUGACUCGCUCCCAGAAUUACGUUCAAAACGAGUUGCAAUAUUUCCAAAAACGACUACAGCGAUGCGUCAUGGACUGCAAUGACUCGGUGCGAGAUCGAAUGCCGGCAUCGCCAUCAAAUGACGACAUCUCCAAAUACACAAAUGAAUUUGAGAAAUGUGCAAAAGUUUGUGUUGACAAGCAAAUUGGGCUUUUACCGAAUAUUGUGAAAAAAAUUAAGAGCACAUUGGCAAAGGGAAAUAUUCCAGAUACAGUUUCAGACUAAAAAUUGAAAAAAAUUAUAGAUUUUUAGAGUUAAUGUAGGAAGUUAUUUACAAAUAAUUUCAUGAAAGAAUAUAAUAAAAUUUCAAAUUUAAAAAAAAAAAUAAUUUAAUAUUUUUUUGCCAAUU
Messenger RNA from Culicoides brevitarsis, 639 nucleotides. Its product is annotated as protein FAM136A. Gene Ontology annotation, cellular component: cytoplasm. The record is from RefSeq and is a predicted model, not a curated record. The transcript has 2 exons. NCBI's taxonomy places the organism in Eukaryota, Metazoa, Arthropoda, Insecta, Diptera, Ceratopogonidae. Bases 72 to 515 code for a protein of 147 amino acids.